Molecule: messenger RNA, 2194 nt
Organism: Owenia fusiformis
Lineage: Eukaryota; Metazoa; Annelida; Polychaeta; Sabellida; Oweniidae
Source: the annotation of a GenBank genome assembly
CAUUGUUUCGACUUCACAUUCUAUCACAACAUGAUUUGCAUUUUGGAUUUUAUUUCGUGAAUGUAAUACAUCAUGAAUGUUGACAAGGCGUUAUCGAGUUUGGGACGCUAUAGUCGAUGGCAAAUGUUUUAUAUGGUGUUCCUUGGUGUAUUUUCGUGUUUACCAGAUGCUUGGAGUAUACUUGGUAUCGUUUUCAUAGGUGCAACCCCUGAGCACUACUGCAAACCUCAUCCUGGUAGGAAUAUCACAGAAUCAAGCCCAUAUGAGCUUAGAGAUGGCGCUUUCGUACCAUCUCAAUGUCAAAUGUAUGCCAAUGGUACCAAUUCUACAGUUCCAUGUAUGUAUGGCUGGGAAUAUGGGGAUGAAUUUGAAUCUACAAUUGUCACAGAUUGGGACCUUGUCUGUGGCAAAGCUGUGUACGUCCAGACGUCUGCGGUGAUAUUCAGCUUGGGGAUAGUAGUGGGAGCUAUUUUGUUCACCUCGUUGGCAGACAAGAUAGGGCGGAAACCUGUUUACUUUGGUUGCGCGUGGAUGAUGGCUGUCAUCGGCAUUUCAAGGUCCUUUUCUCAGAACUACACCACGUUCGCCAUUCUUAGUUUCUUUAUUGGUAUGUUCGAACAGGGUGCUGAUGUUGCUGCAUUCGUACUAGCGCAGGAAUUGUUCCCGGGAGACCAGAGAACGAUGGCUGCCAGUAUAAUAUGUUGUUUUUGGGCAAUUUCGGUGGCCCUCUUAGCACCUGUAGCAUAUUUGGUCAGAAACUGGAGAUAUUUACAGCUUGUGCUAGUUAUUCCCUCCGUACUAACAAUCCCUAUGUACUGGUUUACUCCAGAGUCGAUUACUUGGUUAGUCGCAAAUGGUCGGAUAGAAGAGGCUAUUGACACGUUGAAGAAAGCGGCCAAGUUUAACAACAUCAAACUACCCGAUGCUGUACUUACUGCAAGUGUUUACAAUAUCAACAAUAAUGAUCCAGAGUCUGAUGAGAAAGAAACAUUAUCAAAACUUAUGAUGGAAGACGAGAUUGUUGAACAUAAAACAGUGGAUGCAGUAAACGCUAUGGAGAAGUCAACUCCGUUUCAGAGGCUUAAACUAUGGCUAGGAUGGCGAAAACAAUUGAAUUCAACGAGUGUUUUAGAUCUCCUGAAACAUCCCAAAAUGAUUCUAUACUCAGGAAUUAUGGCUUUUUUGUGGUUUGUGAAUACCGUAACUUACUACGGAUUAGCAUUGAGUACGAACAAUCUCUCUGGAAACAGAUUCGUGAAUUUCUUUAUCGGUGGAAUCGUGGAACUCCCUGCUUACCUGUUCAUUAUGUUUUUAUUACACAUAUUGGGGAGACGCCAUCCAUUGUUUCUCUUUCAUAUUUUGGCAGGACUGGCAUUAAUAGCGUCUCCCUUCAUUCCAAAAGGACUUGGCGGUCUAAGCACAGCUUUGGUGAUGAUAGGGAAACUGGCAAUUUCUUCUUCCUUUGGCAUACUCUGGAUAUACGCUCCUGAAAUAUACCCAACCAAUUUCAGGAAUAUUGGCUUAGGAUUUGCAUCUGCCUCUGGUAGAAUUGCAGGCAUAUUGGCACCAUAUACAGGAUAUGUGGACACACUCAUACCUUGGUUCAGCGGUGUGACGUUCGGGGUAGCGGCAUUGAUCUCAGCUUUCCUUGGUAUUCUUCUCCCGGAGACUCUAAAUCGUCCUCUGCCAAUGACCUUCGAUGAAGUCGUAGCAUGGAAGAGGUCGCUCUCGAAAGAGGAAAAACAGAAACUGAAGUGGAAGUGCUGUUCAGGCGAUAAUGAAAGGAACAGUACUAAUGUAACAGAACAAGAAGAGCUGAAUAAUUUGUGAUCCACAGAUUCCAAUUACUGAACGGCCUACUAAAGUUGAACUAUGUUACUGAUAGUACACAUAUUAAAGACCAAAACAGAAAAGAUUAGCAUGGUCAUCUGCGCUCGAGAAUGAAACGGAAUUUCGAGAAGCGUUCCAUAUUCUUUAAAAUGACCAUCCAAAACAAUGCUAUUUGUAGAUCGUUUCAAAUAAUCAGUUUUCAUAAUAUAAUGAACACUGUCUUUUUUGUCAUCACAUCAGUUUUUUGUUGUUUUUGUCUUGACAAGCCUCACCCUUUCAUCGCCAAAAUCUACUGAGUGAAGAUUUCCAAAUUCAUAUUUACCAUCAUAAAUUAAUAAAUUGGCUCUCAAUAAACGGUACUCCC